CGCCUACAAAAGUGGGCGGGGCCGCAACGACCACGCCCGUCGAGGGGGCGUGGAAACCCGCCGUGCUUUUUCCCGCCUCGCGUCGCCAUGGAUCAGCAAUGGCGCGCCAACUUCAAGCGGGUGAGGGGCGAGCGGCCGCCUCCCUCAAAACACCUCGCAACGGUUGGGAAGCUGCUGGCGAUGCACUUCAAGGAUGAAAAGACCAAAGUGAACGCGGACGCCCUGAAGCUCAUGACCAGCCUCCUCCGCCUGUUUGUCACCGAGGCGGCCAUGCGAGCGGGCAGGCAGGCAGAGAGCGAGGCGGUGGACGUGGUGGACGUGGCACACCUGGAGAAGGUGCUGCCUCAGUUGCUCCUGGACUUUUGACCGUGGUGGACCGAGCCAUCGGACCCAAGUGGAACAUUUUUGUUGUUACGAAUAAACUUAAGCUGUGAAGCGA
This is a messenger RNA of Petromyzon marinus (sea lamprey), 439 nucleotides long. RefSeq names its product centromere protein X (gene CENPX). NCBI's taxonomy places the organism in Eukaryota, Metazoa, Chordata, Hyperoartia, Petromyzontiformes, Petromyzontidae. Gene Ontology annotation, cellular component: FANCM-MHF complex; Fanconi anaemia nuclear complex. The record is from RefSeq and is a predicted model, not a curated record. Gene Ontology annotation, biological process: replication fork processing; kinetochore assembly; DNA repair. Gene Ontology annotation, molecular function: protein heterodimerization activity.